Messenger RNA from Emiliania huxleyi CCMP1516, 507 nucleotides. Its product is annotated as 3-methyl-2-oxobutanoate dehydrogenase. Gene Ontology annotation, cellular component: mitochondrion; cytoplasm. Gene Ontology annotation, molecular function: acetyltransferase activity; lipoic acid binding. The transcript has 2 exons. The record is from RefSeq and is a predicted model, not a curated record. NCBI's taxonomy places the organism in Eukaryota, Haptophyta, Isochrysidales, Noelaerhabdaceae. The annotation marks the transcript as partial.
AUGCUCCGCCGGCUCGCAGCACGCUCCGCUCCGCUGGCGCGCGCCUCAGCAGUGAGGGCAGCGCGGCCUCCGCACGCCCUCCGGCUCGCGGCGGCGCCGCUCAGCCGCUCCUUUGUGAGCACGGCGGCCGCGGCGGCGCCGAGCAGCGCCCAGCCCUUCAUGCUGGCCGACAUUGGGGAGGGCAUCGCCGAGGUGGAGGUGCUGCAGUGGUUCGUCAAGCCGGGCGACACGGUCGAUCAGUUCGACCGGAUUUGCGAGGUCCAGAGCGACAAGGCCACGGUCGAGAUCUCGUCUCCCUACGUCGGCACGAUCGAGUCGCUCGAGUACGAGGUGGGCAGCAUCGCCAAGGUUGGCACGCCGCUGCUGCACAUCUCGGUGCUGUCGACUCCGGCGACGCGCGCGCUGGCGAAGCGGCACAAGCUCGACCUGGGCACCGUCACUCCGACCGGGAGGGGAGGGCGCGUCACCAAACAGGACGUGCUGCUGGUGCUCAAUGGAAGCGCGCCG